GAUCUUUGUUACGCGUUCUGAAGAACAGAUAACGUUGUCACAAGUACAUAAUUGUGUCACCUAAACUUUUGAUACCGGCUAUAGAGUAGAUGGCUCACCUUCCCCCUGGGAUUCGCUUCAUCACUUCAUUUUCACGAGAUCAGUGGUAUAGAGCCUUCAUUUUCUCUCUCACUUUCUUGUUGUAUGCCAGCUUCCAUUUAUCAAGGAAACCUAUUAGUAUAGUUAAGGGAGAGCUGCAUAAGCACUGCGCUGCUUCACAUGAAGUUGAAAUUAACUCCUACAAAGAAUAUGCUCCCCAGAUUCAACCUGUCAAAAAGCCAUCUAAUGUAUCUCAGUGCGGUUGGGAGCCAUUUGAUAAGAACAACUACAAACAGUUACUGGGAGCACUGGAUUACUCAUUUCUGUGUGCGUACGCAAUUGGAAUGUAUUUAAGUGGAAUAAUAGGAGAACGGCUACCUAUCCGGUACUAUCUGACGGUCGGGAUGCUUGCUAGUGGACUCUUCACUGCAAUGUUUGGAUUGGGUUAUUUCUAUAAUAUACAUAAUCUGUGGUUUUACAUAAUAGCCCAGAUAGCUAAUGGGUUGGUGCAAACUACUGGCUGGCCGAGUGUUGUUACAUGUAUUGGCAACUGGUUUGGAAAAGGAAGGAGAGGUUUGAUAAUGGGAAUCUGGAAUUCACACACUUCAGUGGGAAAUAUCUUGGGAUCCUUAAUUGCAGCUUAUUGGGUGUCUACGUGCUGGGGUCUCUCCUUUGUGAUGCCUGGUGUUACCAUUGCUGUGAUGGGGAUUGUUUGUUUCCUGUUUCUUAUUGAACAUCCUAAAGAUGUAAGUUGCUCCUGCACACCAUCCAGUAGUUCCAAAACCUUCCUGAAUGGUGCAUCUCGAUUCAGAGUCCAGUUGCCAACCUUAAAUGCUAAGGAAACCAGCAAACCUCAGGAUCCAGAGAUGCAGCGUUUGCUUAUUGACAGUGAAAACUGCAGUGUGUCACUGAACUCCAGCACUGUGGUCACUGGGGAAGGUAGUCAUAGGACAUCAGCUAUCAGCUUCCUUGGGGCUUUGCGAAUACCUGGAGUCAUAGAGUUCUCCCUUUGUCUUCUGUUUGCAAAGCUGGUGAGCUAUACUUUCCUCUUCUGGCUUCCCCUCUAUAUUACAAAUGUAGAGCAUCUUGAUGCCAAAAGAGCUGGGGACCUUUCUACACUGUUUGAUGUGGGUGGAAUCUUUGGUGGAAUUUUGGCAGGCCUGAUUUCAGACAGACUGGAGAAGAGGGCAUCAACCUGCGGAAUGAUGUUACUGCUUGCAGCACCCACUUUGUACAUGUUCUCUGCAGUCAGUAAAAUGGGCCUUGAGGCUACUGUAGUGAUGCUGCUUAUCAGCGGUGCCCUGGUGAAUGGCCCUUAUGCACUGAUCACCACUGCUGUCUCUGCUGACUUGGGUACCCAUAAAAGCCUGAAAGGGAAUGCAAGAGCCUUGUCCACAGUGACAGCAAUCAUUGACGGAACGGGAUCUGUAGGUGCAGCUUUGGGGCCUCUCUUAGCUGGUCUUAUUUCCCCAUCUGGUUGGAACAACGUGUUUUACAUGCUCAUGGUGGCAGAUGCAUGUGCCUUGCUAUUCUUACUCCGUCUUAUUCAGAAGGAACUUCGGUGUAACGCAGAUCAUACCCUGUUUAAAGAACACUGAGCUAAGACCAGAGUUGGAAUAAGGACUGUGUAACUGAUCAGAGCUCUUCCCUGAAAAAAACUUCAUGGAAUGCAUCAUUCUAUAUUUAAGAGGUUCUGUUUGGUGAAGAACUUUGCACGUUUACUGGAAGCAAUGUGAGAAAUGCAACUGGUAAAUCCCUGAAGCUCUUAUUUUUGCACAUGAAUAAGUACCUCAGGAUGGCAACUAUUCAUCAGAUGAAGAGACAGGAACUGUGGGAAGGUUUUAGCAGCGCACCUCAACUGAGCCAAAGAGAAAUACCAAGUGCCUUUUUAUUUCUUUUGAUAGGAUGUUUUUAAUUAAAAUGUUGCACUGUGUAUUUUCCAAAACUAAGUCAAAACUAGAGCAGAAGGAAGUUGAAAUAAUAAGACAGUCUAGCAGUGAAACAUCGCAACGUCAGUGAGCAAAGUAUCUAUCCCUUAUGUCAUCUUGCGCACUUUGAGAGUAUCGCUUUAUAGAGGACAAUACCAGCUGGUUAUUAAGAUGCACUGCUACUAGUAUUUUGAAGCUGCUCAGACAAUAACAACCUCACUGUAUUAUUAGUUUUUAACUACAGCACUAGUUAUAAUCCCAAGGACAACAUCCAGCCUUUUGGUAGGUAAUGAAAUGGAAUUUACUGUUGCGGUGUAUCACAGUUAGCAGUUUUCAGACUCUCUGGAUGGAUGUUAGUCCUUAAUUAGGAUUGUGCAAAAAGGAGUCCUAAGCAACAAAAAGUAGAUUAUGAGUCAGAAUUUCCAGUGGGGAGCUCUAAUGAUUUUCAGGGCAUUAUAAACUGGUUGUGCGAAUGUCAUGUAAUUGUUGUGCUGCUCCUCUAGGCUGGGUUGAAAUGAGAGGUUGUUCCUUUGAGGUGGUAGAGAACUGUGAGCUGUCAUACUUUAGCACCACAGGAUUGAACAGAUGAGCUGGUUCAGUGCCUGCUGCCACAGUGAUCUCUGUUGGGAACAGCACUGGUGUGUGCACAUGGACUUCAUCGUCAGAUCAGGGCCUUAAUAACCAGAAAUCUUUCAAGUGGCUAGUUUCAAGUGGCUCUGAAUCUCAGAUUGAGAGCCAAAAUAUGUUUAUAUCAGAAAAGAAAAAUUACCUAGGUGGUAGGCUGUAAGAGAACAUUUCAGUAACUAGUGUUACCCAGCAAAUAGAUGGUUUAAUGUCUUCGAAACAUAUCAUUUCUUUGUAUAGCUGUCUCCUUUGUAGAACAGAUGUUUCUGUGAUUUUUUUUUAAGAUGUACACAGUAAAAAGGAAAUUUUUUUGUAUGAGGUGUUUAUACUUAGAUCAUGAAGGCUAGAUAAUUUAAACUGUAUUAUUCUUAACUGUAUUUAUUAAAGCUCUAGGCAUAUGUCUUGUUCUGAACUAUGCUCUAAGUUUUAUGAAAUAAUGCAGUAGUCUUUACACUUGAUUAACAAAACAGCACUCUUUAAAAUAGCCCUGCAAAACAUGGAGAAAUGUUCUCAUCGGCUGCUGGUGUUGUUCCAUGUGCUGGCACAACACUUAAUUUCCAGGGCUGUUUUGUAAUUCUUCAGUCUUUGAUCAGUUAUUUUACUGGUUUGAUUCAGCAUGUGCUUUAUGCUUGACUUGAACAGUGUAAGUGUUCAUUUUUAACUGUUUUGCUGAACAGAGAUACAGGGAAGACCUGAGUCCCACAAAGACAUAAGGAGGGCACCAAAGUCCUUUCAAGUGAAAGCUCUACAUAGGCCCAGACCCUGCAGUUAACCUAGAUGAAUGGUUAACUUCACACAUUUUGAGUAAAGCUGCUGAGACCAGUGGGGAUACUCAAUAUGUGCAUUUGCAAAUCUGUGCUGUGUUUGGACUUUAGGCUGUAGUUAAAUGCGACAGAAUUCUGCAGCAAUGUUACUUGAAAGGACUCCCAUCCCAGUGGUGUGGCACACUGCCCCUCG
Molecule: messenger RNA, 3587 nt
Organism: Gavia stellata (red-throated loon)
Lineage: Eukaryota; Metazoa; Chordata; Aves; Gaviiformes; Gaviidae
Gene: SLC37A1
Product: solute carrier family 37 member 1
Exons: 19
Coding region: 90-1676 (528 amino acids)
Biological process (GO): phosphate ion transmembrane transport; glucose-6-phosphate transport
Cellular component (GO): endoplasmic reticulum membrane
Molecular function (GO): glucose 6-phosphate:phosphate antiporter activity
Source: RefSeq, a predicted model, not a curated record